AUGUCCACUUUAGUUAUCGCUGGUAAAGCACCAGUUGUUGCUUAUGCUGAAUUAAUUGCGGCUCGCUAUGUUAAUGCAACCCUAGGAAAAACUGCAAUUACUAUUGAAAUUGUUGAUGACAAAAAAGCUGCUCCAGCUGUCUUCAACGGUAAAUCUGAAAAUGUUUUAAAGGAGAUAGCUUUGCAAUUCCCACAUAUUUUUCCAUCUGAUUCCUUUAAUGAUGAAUGGAUCGGCAUUGCAUCCAAUGAAUUUAUUGUCAAAAACUUUUCCAAACUAAAUGUUUCUUUGGAAAAAUUUGAUGCUCAUUUAAAUCUAAGAACUUUUGUUUUGGAUACUUUGAAACCAACCAUCACCGAUAUUGCUUGUUGGGGUUCUUUAAGGUCUAAUGGUAUGCUUGGUUCUAUCAUUAAAAACAAGGUUUUUAUUAAUGUUACCAGAUGGUACACUUUCUUGGAAGUCUCUCCAAUUUUUGGCAAAUCAUUUGACUUUUUGAACGAAUCCUUGAAACAUGCUUCCAAAAAGAAUAAUGCAGGCAACAACGACAAGUCUGGUAAAAAGAAGGAAACCCACAAGGCUAAUUUUGAAAUUGAUUUACCCGAUGCAAAAAUAGGUGAAGUUGUUACACGUUUCCCACCGGAACCAUCUGGUUACUUACAUAUCGGACACGCAAAGGCUGCUUUGUUAAACCAAUAUUUUGCUCAAGAAUAUAAGGGUAAAUUAAUCGUCAGAUUUGACGACACUAAUCCUUCAAAAGAAAAGGAAGAAUAUCAAGAUUCAAUUUUGGAAGACUUGGAGUUAUUAGGUAUUAAGGGCGAUCAAAUCACUUAUUCCUCAAGUUACUUUGAUAAAAUGUACGAGCUUUGUGUUCAAAUGAUCAAGGAGGGUAAAGCUUAUUGUGAUGAUACUCCAUUGGAACAAAUGAGAGAAGAACGUGGUGAAGGUAUCCCAUCCAAGAGAAGAGAGAGAUCUAUUGAAGAAAAUUUGGAAAUUUUCACCAAGGAAAUGACUAAUGGUACUGAGGAAGGCUUAAAGAACUGUGUCCGUGCUAAGAUCGAUUAUAAGGCUUUAAACAAAACCUUAAGAGAUCCUGUCAUUUACAGAUGCAACCUGACUCCUCACCACAGAACUGGUACCAAAUGGAAAGUUUAUCCAACUUAUGAUUUCUGUGUUCCAAUUGUUGAUGCCCUCGAAGGUGUUACUCAUGCUUUGCGUACUAUUGAAUAUAGAGAUAGAAAUGCCCAAUAUGACUGGAUGUUGGAUGCUUUGAACUUGCGUAAAGUUCACAUUUAUGAUUUUGCCCGUGUUAAUUUUGUUAGAACUCUGUUGUCCAAGAGAAAAUUGCAAUGGAUGGUUGAUGAAAAUGUUGUUUCCAACUGGGAUGAUCCAAGAUUCCCAACAGUCAGAGGUGUGAGAAGAAGAGGUAUGACUGUUGAAGGUUUAAGAAAUUUUGUUUUAUCUCAAGGCCCAUCUAGAAACGUUAUCAAUUUGGAAUGGAACUUGAUUUGGUCCUUCAACAAAAAAGUUAUUGACCCAAUUGCACCAAGACACACUGCUAUUGUCAACCCUGUUAAAUUACAUUUGGUUGGUCCAGACGCUCCUCAAGAACCAACUGUUGAAAUGAAAUCGAAACAUAAGAAGAACCCAAGCGUUGGUGAAAAAAAGGUUAUUUACUACAAAGACGUUGUCAUUGAUAAAGAUGAUGCAGAUUUAAUUAACGAUGGCGAAGAAGUUACAUUGAUGGACUGGGGUAAUGUUAUUAUCACCAAGAAAAAUACUGAUGGUUCUUUAGAAGGUAAAUUACAUUUGGAGGGUGAUUUCAAGAAGACCAAAUUGAAACUAACCUGGUUAGCUGACACAAAAGACUCUGUUGAGGUUGAUUUGGUUGAUUUUGACCACUUAUUAACAAAAGAUAAAUUGGAAGAAGGUGACAAUUGGGUUGAUUUCAUCAACAAGACCACUGAGUUCCACACCCCAGCCAUUGCCGAUUUAAAUGUUAAAGAUAUGAAAGUAGGUGAUAUUAUCCAAUUUGAAAGAAAAGGUUAUUACAGAUUAGAUGCUUUACCAAGUGAUGGUAAACCAUACAUCUUCUUUACUAUCCCAGAUGGUAAGGCUGUUAACAGAUACGGUGCUAAAAAGUAA
Saccharomycodes ludwigii is the source of this 2139-nucleotide messenger RNA. RefSeq names its product glutamate--tRNA ligase GUS1 (gene GUS1). The transcript has a single exon. The record is from RefSeq and is a predicted model, not a curated record. Gene Ontology annotation, cellular component: cytoplasm; cytosol; methionyl glutamyl tRNA synthetase complex. Bases 1 to 2139 code for a protein of 712 amino acids. Gene Ontology annotation, biological process: translation; glutamyl-tRNA aminoacylation. NCBI's taxonomy places the organism in Eukaryota, Fungi, Ascomycota, Saccharomycetes, Saccharomycodales, Saccharomycodaceae. Gene Ontology annotation, molecular function: glutamate-tRNA ligase activity; ATP binding.